Messenger RNA from Mixia osmundae IAM 14324, 1370 nucleotides. RefSeq lists its product as uncharacterized. The transcript has 4 exons. Gene Ontology annotation, biological process: generation of catalytic spliceosome for second transesterification step; mRNA 3'-splice site recognition. The record is from RefSeq and is a predicted model, not a curated record. Gene Ontology annotation, cellular component: Prp19 complex; post-spliceosomal complex; catalytic step 2 spliceosome. NCBI's taxonomy places the organism in Eukaryota, Fungi, Basidiomycota, Mixiomycetes, Mixiales, Mixiaceae. The coding region runs from base 7 to 918 and encodes 303 amino acids.
AGAUCGAUGCUUUACCGGUUCAGGGAGAGCAAGCAGAUGGAGCUCGGCCUCGUCAACAGAUCAGACAGGCGUCCCAAGAUCGCAAGCCAGUGUACCGACUUACGGCAUUGCGAGAAAUGGCGAGGAGAGAUCUUGCGCGAGGUAUCGAGAAAAGUGUCCAAGAUACAAGACAGCGGGCUCACUGACUACGAAGUGCGGGAUCUGAACGACGAGAUCAAUAGGCUCCUCAGAGAGAAGUGGCAUUGGGAGAACCAGAUCAUCAAUCUCGGAGGGGCAAACUACAGACGAGCAGCGCAAGCGACUACAGAUGCGGACGGCAGAGAAGUACCGGGUACACGAGGCUACAAAUACUUUGGACGCGCGAAAGAGCUACCGGGCGUCAAGGAGCUCUUCGAUGGCCUAGCGAAAGAACGCGAAGAGCUAGCAGCACUCUCGAAACCACAGUUCUCGCUCUUCGACGGGCAAGGCCCAGAAUACUAUGGCGACUUGGACGAGAGUGAUCCGGCAUUGCUCGCGUAUGAGCAAACAGAGGAAGCAGAGGACUGGAAAGAUUCAUUCGAGACGCUAGCAGAACUACUUGGCGCAGACAGUACAGCAUUCGACAUACCGUCAUUACCGAAAGCGCGCUAUAUCUCCAUCGACACUGUCAAGCCGAUACAGAAGCGCAUCGAGGAGGCAGCGGACGAGACGAGCGAACCGGCUACAAAAGGCAAACGCAAAGCCGGCGCUGCCAAAUCCCAAGCCAGCAAGAAGGCCAAGACAGUUGCGGAUGACGAUGACGGGCCAGGUCAUGGCAAGAUUCUCACCAUACUUACCAAAGAGGAGCUGCGGCCGCCUGUCCUACCUACGAGUGAAGAGAUAGAGGCCAUGAUUGUAGAGCGGCAGAAGGCUGCCUUGCUCAAAGACUACAUAGGCUGAAUUGUAUCUAUCCGCGUCAUACAAUGCGAUAGCGCGCGCUUCCCGUGGGGGCAGAUCGCCACUUUGCAUUCCAGAUAGCAAGGGCCCUCGAACGUUGCGGUUCAGAUGGACUUGGCUUGGCCAUCGAGCAAGCUGAGCGUGCUCGUCUGAUCCCCUAGAGGUCGUCCGAGGCGCAAGGCAUACCCAUCCGGUCGGAUCCCGAACUCGCAAGUGUCCGCGCAGCCCAUCAAGGAAGCGACCGUGCGCGAGCUUUUCCUUGGGCGAGACAUCACCGCUCUGCUCCAGCCAGACGCAGAGAAGACGGUCAUACACCUCUUUGCCAUCCUCCGACGUGUUGUUGACAAGUACUAAGCGCAAUUGACUAGACAAAUCCGAUACUUUGGCGAGCACGUUCACGUUCACGCGAGAACCGAUACAUCGGACCAAACAGACAUCUCCGCCGCCCAAUCUAC